AUGUAUUCGGUGGGUGUGUGGGAGGACAGAGCGCUGGAAAGAGAGACGUCAGCAGCACGCAGUUCAAGUGUGCCGUCUACGGGUCCGGACGAUGCGCGGCAACUCAAAAAUGCAAAGCAGGGCUGCUUGUCAAUAGCAAAAGGUGAAAGCCACAUUGGCCAAAACAUGCACUUGCAAUGCUUCAUCUCAGGUGACUGGCCCCAGCAUUCAUUCGCUGCAAGCAAGUCGCUGCCAGCGAUGCACUUCUUCGGCUCUGGCACCAAGGCAGCGCGGUCCGAAGCGGACACGCUCUGGUUCUCGUACUUGUACCAAACGUCCCAGUGGCGUCGAUGCCUCGCCCCACAGGCUGGCCAUGCCGGUCCAGCAUGGACGAAAGAGUACCGGCCCAGUACCGGCCAGCAAACGCUUGGGACGCUCGCCUGCUGGUAUCCUGCCAGUAUUACGCCACGCCACAGCCCGCGUGCAUGCUUCGUGGUGCAGAGCCUACAUGUCUCGAGAGACCCGGUCGUCCGCUGCCUGCGCUGA
Trichoderma virens Gv29-8 is the source of this 525-nucleotide messenger RNA. RefSeq lists its product as uncharacterized. The transcript has 3 exons. Lineage: Eukaryota; Fungi; Ascomycota; Sordariomycetes; Hypocreales; Hypocreaceae. Bases 1 to 525 code for a protein of 174 amino acids. The record is from RefSeq and is a predicted model, not a curated record.